CCCUGCACUCGAUCGCAAGCCACAACAAACAUCCAUCACUGCAGCAAAUCAUCAUCAUCAUCAUCAUCACAUACACUAAUCGAUCGAUCAGCAGCAGAUAGCUAAUUAAGCUUGUUUGAUUAGUUUCGCCGGAGAUCGAUCGAUAUGGAGAGGGUGGCGAAGCUGUCGACGGAGAAGGCGGUGGUGAUCUUCACGGCGAGCAACUGCCCGAUGUGCCACACGGUGGUGAGCCUCUUCUCCGACCUCGGCGUCGGCGCCGCCGUCCACGAGCUCGACCGCGACCCGCUCCACGGCCGGGACAUGGAGCGCGACCUCGCCCGCCGCCUCGGCCGCUCCCCGCCCGUCCCCGCCGUCUUCAUCGCCGGCAAGCUCGUCGGCUCCACCGACCGCGUCAUGUCGCUCCACCUCGCCGGCAAGCUCGUCCCCAUGCUCAAGGCCGCCGGCGCCAUUUGGCUCUAGAUCGCUCAUCAUAAUUAAGCUCAAUUAAUUAAUUAACCUUUCUAAACUUCACUGUUUUAAUCGCUACUACAUUCGUUUUAAAAUAUAAAAAUAUAGAAGAUUCUUAUAUUUUAAGAUGGAGGGGGUAUAUUUUUACUACUACCGUUAUAUAUAUUAUAUAUAUGUUAUUUACACAUGUGCAAUGCACCUUUGUAUUGCAUGCACGUGUGUAAAAAAAAGGCACACAUACGAGUUUACCACUUACGCGAGUGACUGAGAAGUACUAUAUAUAUCUUAUCUAAGAGAGAUUAUCUAAGAGAGACUAUACUCACCUGAGGACUGCCAAUAUUUAAUUGUUAGUUUGAUAUACAUAAAGGGUGAGUGAGUUUUGCCGCUAGCUAGCAUUAACUAGUAGCAAUUACAUAUGAGGGCGAGGAAUAUAUAUAGCGAGUCUUUUACAUGUAAAAUAGGCUUUAAUGUUAUCCCUCUCCAGCUCUUUUUUCCAAUGAGAGCUGUGUUUUGUAACCUCGUGAUCGGGAAUAUAAUGAAGCAUUUUAAUUAUACAUA
Molecule: messenger RNA, 1005 nt
Organism: Oryza sativa Japonica Group (Japanese rice)
Lineage: Eukaryota; Viridiplantae; Streptophyta; Magnoliopsida; Poales; Poaceae
Source: RefSeq, a predicted model, not a curated record